UGGUAAAAUGCCGUCUGCAGAUUUAAAAUGUCAAGCCCACCAACUCCGAAAAUUGAGAUAUUGGAUGAUGAGGAAAAUAUUGUUAACUUAGAAGGAGAAGAAGAUACAAAUGAUAAGUAUCUGUCAACUCUCAGUGCAAAUGACAAAGAUUUGAACAACUAUGUGCAGUUAUUCGAUUUAUAUCCACAAAUACUUCGCAAGUACAGUUUUCUUAAGUUUUUGUGAGUUAAAAGAUGUUCUCGUGAAUUCAAAAAGACAUUUGGAAUAGUAAAUAAAAUAGAAUACGAAAAUGGAAAUAUAUUCGAGGGAAAAAUCGUCAAUGAUAUGCUACAUGGUCACGGUGAAUUUCACUGGGAUGAAACAGGAUUGGUGUAUAUUGGCGACUUUAAAGAAAAUAAAAUUACUGGGCGUGGAAAGAUUAUUUGGCCGAAUAAAAGUGAAUAUAUUGGUGAUGUUGUUGAUGGGAUCCGACAUGGAUUUGGCACAUACACUGACUCCAAUGGUCUCCAAUAUAAUGGUCAGUGGAAGAACGGAAAGAAACAAGGAAAAGGUCGUUUAAACUACACGACUGAUGGUUCUAUCCACUAUGACGGUGAAUGGGACUCUGGACUACGUCACGGUUACGGAGUGUAUCACUACUCUAACCGGGCAACUUAUGAGGGUCAGUGGAAAGAUGGUAAACGUCAUGGAGAAGGAACAAUGCACUGGAGUGAUCGUGAUGAAAUUUAUACUGGAAGUUGGGUUGAUGGAAAACAAAAUGGACUAGGUUGUCAUGCGUGGCAUAUUCUUCGUGUUCGAACAUCACAAUAUUCUUUGCCCAAUGUAUACGAUGGUCAAUGGGCAAAUGGUAAACGUAAUGGACUUGGAACAUUCCAUUAUCCUAAUGGGUCUAAAUAUGUCGGUUAUUGGAAAGAUGAUCUGAAACAUGGGAAAGGUACAUUGAUACUUAAAGAUGGACGAAUAUUCGAAAGAACAUUUUAUGAAGAUCGUUUAAUCGAUGAAAACUCCGACUCAUUACCCUCAAGUAUUGAUCAGCUAACUUUAGAGAGAUUAGAUACACGUAUACCACUUGUCACAGAAUGUUUAUCCGAUCCCACUGAGAAAAAUAGUGUACUCAAAGAUACAUCAGACAGUAAUUUGUUGGAAAAUUAUCUGAAACCUCAUAUAUCACCGUCAGAUUACACUCAUUCAGAAUUACAGAAUAUGCAAAAUGUAAUAACUGCUUAUUUGACUCCAUUACGCAGUAUUUAUAGAUUUUAUGGUAAACUUGGUAUGAAACAGUUACCAGAUAAUACAAUUAUACUACGUUAUGUUCAGUUCUGUCAAUUUUUAAAAGAUUGCAAACUGCAUCAACAUACAAGUUUAGCUGCCUUAGAUAGAAUAAUUGCCGUAUCAUAUGGAUCUGAAGAUGGUGAUGAUAGUUGUGUUCAAAAUCCUGAAAAAUUAAUCUCUUUUGGUACAUUUGUAAAUAUUCUUGUGAUAUUAGCUUGUAACUUAUAUACUCAAGAAGAAUCUUAUGUGCAUGAAAAAAUAACUAAGAGCAAGCCAAGUGAUGCAUUACUUUGUUUACUAACACAAGCAAUUAUUUCAAAUGCAUGUAAACUUUCUGGUGUUAUUUAUCAAGAUAAUGAAAAAUCUAAAGAAAUUCAUGUAUUUCUACAACCACUUUAUCAAGCCUAUAAGUUUUUAGUACGAAUUAAAAGAAAAUUUCAGAAGUCAAUACAUCCACCACCAUACACUAUGACUGUGCGUAAUUUCCUUUUAUUCUCAAGGAUUUCAAUUUAUUAAAUCGAAAGCUUACAGUUAAAGAUGUUCUUGAAUCAGUGUGUAAAUGUAAUCCAGUAGUCGGAACAAUAGAAGAAUAUAAUUCUGAUGCAGAGCUUACGUUUUUUGACUUUUUCGAAGCUCUUAUUCAUUGUACGCUGAUUUUAAUGUUAGAAAAAGAUGAACCACAGGUAGAUUCUGUUGACAACAAAAUAAAAACCAUUAAGCCAGAUUUAACUAUUAAACGUAAGUUUUUACUUUCAUGUUUUCUUUUAUGGAAUGAAUACCAGUCCUUACCUAAUCGUGUGUACAUAGAUGAGCAUACUGAGAGGUAGUUCAUUCUGUUUAAUCUUAUCGCUGUGAAACGUAGUUUUUAAAAACAGAAGACACUCGUGGGUUACUAAUAUACAACUAUAUAUGUCUUCAAUAUACUACUCGCGUAUGUUUGAACUAUCAUGUGAACAAUACUGAGGUUAGACCCAGAAUUCUGAGUAAAGAAUGAAAAUGGGUUGAUGCGACAAAAUCUACAUAAACUAAGGCUUUUUGGGAAUUUUUUUAUUUAUGAUCGAUCACCACUUACCAUCAUGUUUGACAUUUCCUGAAUUAUGGGUAAGUUGUAAGAAAGAUAAGAUUGGUCAAACCUAAGCAUACUAUUAAUUCGUAGAAUCAUUGCCUAUUUAAUUUUGUCGUGUUGAUAAUUUCAGACUACUUGAUUGUAUUCCUCAUCAUUAUCAUAACCAAUGGUUGUAGAUUAUGGGUGUAGUGGGUCAGUAUCAAUCUCAAUACAAUACGUGCAUUCAUUCUUUUUGGACUUCUUCUAGAUCUUGGAUUUUAAAAUUAUAUGAUACUUUUCUAUUGCACAAAUUAAUU
Molecule: messenger RNA, 2634 nt
Organism: Schistosoma mattheei
Lineage: Eukaryota; Metazoa; Platyhelminthes; Trematoda; Strigeidida; Schistosomatidae
Source: the annotation of a GenBank genome assembly